AAGCAAGCAAUACAGCAAUGGAAAGAGAGAAUUCAGAGCUGUACCUGCGCAACUGUCAGAUUAUUCGCGAGAAUGAGAGGCUGCGGAAGAAAGCUCAACGUCUCAACCAGGAGAAUCAAGCUUUGUUAUCAGAGCUGAAACGGAAGUUAGCAGCUAAAAAUGCCAAGCGGAAACCUGGAUUUGAAGUUGAAUUGGGUUCGAAUUCUGUCAGUGAUCAAAUGGAAGCCAACAAACGUCAGGCACUGGAAUGAGAGGUGCUUUAUGCAGUUCAAAAUUAUGAGAAAUUUCAAAUUGGGUUUUACCAAUGUCAUAGCAAUUACCAGGCAAUGUGCCAUUUGAAACUAUUUAUUGUUGCAUUUACUCCAAAAUAAUGUACUAGUUUAGUAAUCAAAUCGAAGUGCUUAGAUAAAAGGUCUACUACCAAUUGUACUCCCAAGAACAAAAA
Molecule: messenger RNA, 445 nt
Organism: Solanum stenotomum
Lineage: Eukaryota; Viridiplantae; Streptophyta; Magnoliopsida; Solanales; Solanaceae
Product: protein LITTLE ZIPPER 4-like
Exons: 1
Coding region: 18-251 (77 amino acids)
Source: RefSeq, a predicted model, not a curated record